Molecule: messenger RNA, 2958 nt
Organism: Punica granatum (pomegranate)
Lineage: Eukaryota; Viridiplantae; Streptophyta; Magnoliopsida; Myrtales; Lythraceae
Source: RefSeq, a predicted model, not a curated record
CUUGUCAUGCCACAGUUUCAUACAAAGUAAAUAUCGAACAAAGUUGUCUCUGAAUAAGGGCAUAUAUAUGUUUCCCGAUGCGGUGGGCUCAUAACACUAUCCCAAUGGCUUCAUCCCGUACUGCCUCUAUGAUUUUCUUGUCAUUCGCGCUUCUUGUCUUUUCGACAUUUGAGCGCGCUUCAUGUGCUGCUGCUUUCACAAAUGCCACUUGCAUCGAGAGGGAGAGGGAAGCUCUUCUCGAAUUUAAGCGAGGCCUCGUCGACAAGUCCAAUCUCCUGUCAUCAUGGGUUGGAGAUGACUGCUGUUCGUGGAAGGGGGUCAGAUGCAGCAAACUGACGGGCCGCGUCCUGAAGCUCGACCUUCGAAGUCCAUGUGUUGUGCCCUUCUACUUUGGUGAUGUACUGCUCGACCAAUUUCUGGGGCACGGGAACUGCACUUUGACAGGUCACAUACAUCCUUCUCUAGCCGAACUGCAGCAUUUGAAUUACCUAGACCUGAGCUGGAACAACUUUUCGUACGCCGAAAUUCCAGAGUUCCUAGGCUCACUCUCUAAUUUGGUGUAUCUUAACCUCUCCAAUGUAUUCGCCGGGAAGGUCCCCUGUCACCUUGGGAACCUCUCCAAUCUGCAGUAUCUUGAUCUCAACAACUUUCGUGAUUUUAUUCAAUAUGUAAGUGGUUAUGCAACAGUCAAUAACCUUGAAUGGUUAUCAGGUCUUCCUUCCUUGAAACACCUCGACUUGUCUGGCAACUCCGUUAGGAAUGCCCAACAGUGGUUGCAGUCAAUUUCCAUGCUUUCUUCUCUUCAAUUUUUGGGAUUAGCAGACUGUUCUCUUCCAAUCUCUGACUCCACCUUGCAAGUGAAUUUCAGUACUUCGCUGGAGUUUCUUGAUCUGUGUGGUAAUAAUAUAGGCAUAGGCUCUACCAUUCCUAAUUGGUUGCUCAAUUUAAGCUCUACCACUCACCUCGACUUGUCUGGCGUCUUCUCUAAUUUUGAUGGAGGAGCCGUCUCCUUUCCCACUGAGAUCAUCAAUAAUAACAAACAACUUGCCUUCCUUGAUCUCCGAUAUAAUUCCAUGAGAGGUGAGCUGCCGAAGAAUCUCAGCAAUCUCUGCCACCUGUUUGCGUUGAAAUUGGGAGGUAACGACUUGACUGGAGGUAUUUCUGCUGCAUUAGGCAAUCCUUUCAGCUGCCUCCAGAAUACGUUGAGAUACUUAGAUCUCCAGGGGAAUAAAAUCAGCGGUCGUUUGGGGGAUGAAAUUAGGCACUUCAAGAAUUUAGAGUAUAUUGGACUUUCGGGAAACUCAAUCGAGGGUCCAAUUCCAGUGUAUCUGCCUCAGCUAUCCUCUUUGAAGGAAUUGGAUCUCGGGUACAACAACUUGACGGGUGGCAUUCCAGAAAGCAUUGGCCAGAUGUCGAAUCUAUUUUAUCUAGUCUUGUCCAACAAUCUCUUGAAAGGAGUGGUGACCGAACUUCACUUGGCUAAUCUCACGAGCUUGACUUGGUUGGACAUUUCGUCAAAUGAGUUGGCGGUCAAGAUUAACCCAAAAGUGGUUCCUCAUUUCAACUUAAUUUAAUUGACAUGUCAAACUGCAAAGUUAGGCCUCAAUUUCCCGCAUGGCUUCGGGCACAGAGGAACAUCAGUGAGCUGGAUUUGUCCAAUGCAAGCAUAUCAGGUAUCAUCCCUAAUUGGUUUCACAACAUCGCUUUUAACAUCGAGAUCCUGUAUCUGUCUAGCAAUGAGUUGAGUGGAGAAAUUUCUUUGUGCAAUAUGAAGUCCUUACGAGGUUUUGACAUCUCAAAUAACAAACUGUCUGGGACACUCCCAGAGUGUUGGAAAAGGUUACGUCAAUUGGAAGCAAUAAACUUGGGGAACAACCAGUUCAGUGGCCUGGUUCCAACAUCCUUAUGCUCUAUAAAAGAGCUGUCCUUUCUGGGGCUACACGGCGAUGCCUUCAGUGGGAGUAUCCUCAAAUGCUUAAGCACUAUGACUUAUCUUAAUGUGCUUGAUCUGAGUCGAAAUAAAUUGAUUGGUCGAAUCCCCUCUGGAUUGGUCGCAUGGUUGAGCUAAGAAUGUUGAAUCUUGAGUUUAAUUCCUUCUAUGGGGAGAUUCCUAUGAGCAUAUGCAAACUCGGAUACCUUCGAGUUUUAAACCUUGCACACAACAACCUCUCUGGAAGCAUCCCCCUUUGCUUUGACAACUUAACCACCAUGUCCGACCCAAAGUACCCUGGUGAGACAAUCAACCCUUAUUGGUUUGGAGUUGAGGUCCAUAUGAAGAGCAUAACCCUAAUAUACACGAGUGUACUCCGGUAUCUUUUCUCUAUUGACCUUUCAAAUAAUAGAUUAAAUGGAGAUAUUCCGGCUGGGUUGACACGGCUCUGUAACCUUGAAAAUCUGAACCUGUCACAGAAUGAUCUCUGGGGAGGAAUUCCUCCAAAGAUUGCCAAUCUGAAGAAGCUGGAGUCCCUUGAUUUGUCCAUCAACCAACUCUCAGGCCCCAUACCACAGAGCUUAUCCGAAUUAUCUGGUCCCAUUCCCUCUAGUGCCCAUCUGAGUACAUUUACAAAUGAAUCAUAUCUCGGGAAUGAUGCGCUAUGCGGGCCUCCACUUUCAAAGAAUUGCUCAGGAGAUCAUGGUCAAUUUGACGAUAUUCACAAACAGCAUGGUGAUGAUUCGGCAGGUAAAGACGAGUCCUAUGCCUGUUGGUUAUAUUCAGGCAUGGCCCCAGGCUUUGCCACGGGAUUCUUGGGAGUUUGUUGCUCAUUAUACUUCAAGCAUUCUUGGAGGCAGUCCUUCUUUCUUUGGUCGGACAAAAUUAUCACCCAAUUGCUUGUGAUGGUAGAGAUUAAGCUGCAAAAAGUUACCCGAAAAUGCAAAAUGAACCCAAUCAGGUGACAACUGACAAGAUCCUACAACGAGAAGCACUUGCAAAGAUAGCUAUAACAAAGGUACCCCCAG